UAAAAAAGUAUGAACUUGUGUAUGAUUUAGCUGCAGGAAGCAUUAAGAAGGGGAAAGACUGCAAACGGGACGCGGUAUACUCACUCGUUUAGCCUUUACUGAGGACGUGUUUGCCUUAUGGCUUCUCAGAGAGUGACUUUUUCCACCGGGUCACACUUUUUCUAGUGCGCUCCUUUUCCUAAUCCGGAGCAUUCAGCUUUUGAACCCGUGCUGUUUUUCCUCUUUCCCCACUGUGCGUAAUUUCUAUCCAGGGAAAAAAAAAAAAAGGCGACAUCACAACAACACGAGGACGAGGAAUCAAGAAAGAGAGAUCAAACGAUCCAGGGGGGGAAAAUGAAAGCCGUCUUGGAUAUCUGCUUGGUUUUCCUCAUGCUGCACACUCCCGGCGUGCUGUCCUUGUCCACACAUGUAGCAGUAAUAUACCCCCAGGACCCCGUCCUUCGCAUGGGGUCCAAACUGACCGCCAGCUGCUGGGUCCACCCUGACCUCGGCGUCCACGCCAGCUCUCUGUUCUGGACGCUCAACGGUCAACAGCUGCCCAGCUCCUUGUACAGAGUGCUGAGCCCGACCAACCUCAGUGUGACGCUGGCCGGACUCAACGCCUCCAGGCAGACGUCCGGCGACAACCUGGUCUGUCACAACCACAAAGGACACAUCUUGGCUGGCUCCUGCCUCUACGUCGGCAUGCCUCCAGAGAAGCCGGUCGAUCUGACCUGCUGGUCCAGGAACACCAAAGACCUGACUUGCAGCUGGGUCCCCGGAGGAAAAGGAGAGACUAACAUCAGCACACAGUACACUCUCAAGUACAAACUCAGGUGGUAUGGUAAGGAGAAGGAGUGUGAGGAUUACACUCAUACGCAACCUUACUACUGCAGCAUCACGCGGGACCUGCACCUCUUCACGCCCUACGAGAUCUGGGUGGAGGCCUCCAACCAGCUGGGCCGGGCUACCUCCGAUGUCAUCACCCUCGACAUCCUAGACGUGGUGACCACGGACCCUCCGUCAGGUGUGGCCGUCAGUCGUGUCGGUCAGUUAGAGGACCAGCUGAGUGUUCGCUGGGAGGCUCCGCCCGCUCUCAAAGACUUCCUGUUUCAGGCCAAAUACCAGAUCCGCUACAGACUGGAGGACAGCCAAGACUGGAAGGUGAUGGAUGACGUUGGGAAUCAGACAUCUUGUAGAUUGGCUGGACUGAGACCUGGAACAGUGUAUUUUGUCCAGGUUCGCUGUAACCCCGUGGGCAUCUACGGCUCUCGCAAAGCUGGGAUCUGGAGCGAGUGGAGCCAUCCUACUGCUGCAUCCACACCCCACAGUGAGCGGCUGAUUUCGGGCUCCUGCGACUCAAAGUCCAGCGGUGACUCCAACUCCACCCUUCGCAGGGAGCUGAAGCAGUUCUUCGGCUGGGUGCGGAAACACGCCUACGGCUGCAGCAGUAUGUCCAUGAAGCUGUACGACCAGUGGCGAGUGCUGAUGCAGAAAUCCCACAAAGUUCGCAACCAGGUAGGUUCUCCAAGGGGAUAAAUCCUAGCACACGCUGCUUUUACAAGCAGAAAACAAGUAUGUGUGUGUGUGUGUGUGUGUUUGUGUGUGUGAGAUAGAGAGAUUGUAUUCGUAUAUGGGAAUUAUAAGACAUUUUGCUCUGGACAUUUUGUGCAAAUACCAGCCGUGGCGACGAGAGGACAUAAACUGUGGGAUUUUUCUAGGCAACAUGAGAACCUUUUUUCUGUCUGAAAAGGUGCAACUGAUCCUGGUAUCAUCAUUAACAAAGAGACCACGUGGACUACUCUGCUUUCUCAAAGGAAGGUUGUAGCAUGAAUAACUCUAAAUGUGCUCAAAGGUGAUCGAAACAGAUUCAAACUAACUAAAAGUGUUGCCCGAGCAUCUGAAAGUAUUGUGUGACCUUUUGUUGAGUUUCUCUUGUGGAUCCAAAGCACCAUCUAGUGGCAGUUCAGCAUCCAUGGAUACUCCAAAUACUUUUCACUGUUGCUCUGACGAAAAAAGAAAAAGUACAAAGUUAUCAUACAGUAUUUCUAAGUCAUGCUUUGUCAUAUAAGUGCCAAACUGGUUCACCCAGCAUUCAUGUGUUUCUGAGCGACAGUAUGUGACUGAUGACGUGAUGAUGUUUGUGUCUGGAGACGUUUCACUGCCUUUAUUUUUGUACUGAAUUGUACCAGCAUAUUUAAAUCUGUAUAAAGUUAUGUUUUAUGUCUUAAGUUAUGUUUAGUUAGUAAAGAAAUAUCAAUGACUGAAGUUGUUAUCGAUCUCUAAUGUUGUAUAAAGAUGUUGUCAGAAACAGAGUUUGGAAAUGAGUUGGCUGCACGCUACAGCAGACACUAUAAUACAACAAUAUGCAUAUGUUCCCAUUGCUCCAUAGAGUAUGACUUACUGCUCAACACAUGUCCUGCUGUACAGACUCUGGUUCCGAUUGUCUGAGCUGAAAUAUUUAUAAAACUGCCACGUAUAAGGACAAAAAGAACACGUCAUAAUAUGGAACAGAAUUUCAUUUUCUCUCCAUAUUGCCACCAAAAUAAGCAGAAUGCAUGCAAUAAAUGUGUGAUACUAUCAGUGGAAGAUGAAAUGUUUGGUCAGAAAUCAGUUCUGUGUUCUUUAUUAACUCUUUAUCUAGUGUGGAUAUGAGACUUGACAUCUGUGCACGUUGUGACUCAAGGUCUGCAGAUCAACCCCCAAGCUACAGCAGCGCCAAUUAAAAUUUGUAACUUUAAUAUUCAAAAGCUGUUUAGACGUUUGGGGAGACACCCCCAGGCAAAAAACAUUGCGUUUCAUGCACUGGUCAAAUUUUGAACUAUUUUGUUACGGUGUUUAUUUUACUACUUUGACUAUUUGCAUCUAUAGGUUUCUUAACUGCUUUAAAAGUUAGGAUAAGCCUCAUUUGCAUUUUAAAACAUAAAAUUUCAGAAAACUUGUAAUACAAAAAAUAAAAUUUAAUUUAAAAUAGAAUCAUUAAAUAGGGAAGUUUCGUGGUGAUAUUUAUUAGGUGUUUUUUCUUUUACCCCAUAUUCGCCUGUAGUGUCUUCAAAAUGUAUGGAAAUUUACAAUCCAUACCUUUGAAGGACGUGUUCUACUACUAUAGUCCCCCUAAGCUGCGGCUGGUUCCAGAUCGGCUUUAACAAAGUGAGAUGUGAACAUGCUCAGUCAUCAAGAACAGUUAAAACUCCACCAACACUUCGAAAGUAAAGAACAACUUAAUUGUGAUACCAACGCGUUUCAGCUUGUGGCCUUCAUCCGUCUCAUCAUACGACCUCUUGAGACUUUGUCACUCUUCCGUGCUCCUUGGAAGUAUAGUUCUUAAUGUGUUUAAGAACCAUGGCCAAGCUUACAAUAGUUUUAGCAACCAGAGAAGAAUGGAAAAGGUUAUGUUAUUGAAAUCUCUUGAAGGUGCAAAAAAAAGUGUCUUGAUAAACAUUCUCAGUGGCCAAGAAAAGCAUCUACGCCUCAUAAUUUAGCAUUUAGGAGGAGAAACAUAAAAAGCUGUCCACACGGUGGAGCUGUCUGCACCUAAAUCGAAGUAGUUCUUCCUUGGUCGUGGCCUUACUUUCCAACAAUUUCCAUUGGACUCAUGAAUGCUGACUAAUAACUAAAAGGAAAAACAAACAAUUAGGAAUGCAAACCUUGGGGAGGGCAAUAAAAAUCUCUGACAUCUUUGACCAAUGCCUUCCCUAAGGAAUCCAGGCUGCAUCUGGAUCCCAGUCCCACAACAACA
This is a messenger RNA of Anarrhichthys ocellatus (wolf-eel), 3718 nucleotides long. RefSeq names its product cytokine receptor-like factor 1a (gene crlf1a). The transcript has 9 exons. The coding region runs from base 334 to 1518 and encodes 394 amino acids. Gene Ontology annotation, biological process: positive regulation of tyrosine phosphorylation of STAT protein; cytokine-mediated signaling pathway. The record is from RefSeq and is a predicted model, not a curated record. NCBI's taxonomy places the organism in Eukaryota, Metazoa, Chordata, Actinopteri, Perciformes, Anarhichadidae. Gene Ontology annotation, cellular component: signaling receptor complex; CRLF-CLCF1 complex; external side of plasma membrane. Gene Ontology annotation, molecular function: cytokine receptor activity; cytokine binding.